GAGGCGACAGAAAGCGACCGACCGACAGACCCACCGUGUUUCCACUCAGUAGUUCCCUCUGUAACAGCAGCACCGAGCUCCUCACAGGACUCUCUGUCGGACUAUAACACCAACACUGUUCGGGUUUACUCUGUGGGACUGUUCCAGCUGAGAGGAUGAAGGGCAGGAAUCCGGGCAGGUUGUGGAGUUUGUAGAAGACACAGAAACCCUGGCGGCCUCUCCAGCUCGUCUGUCUGCUGCAGAGCUCACCAUGAGCUAGAGAUACCAGAGACUGUCACCGCCGCUGCCCUCUCCCUGUCCUGAGCUCCGUGUCUGACUGACAGCAGCUUCACUCCCCUCCACUUCAUGAUCCAGCAGGAUGCGGCUGAGGUCCUCGCACUCUCCGAGCGCCUCCUCAUAGCUUCACACAAGGGACAGGCUGACAAUGUGGUCCAGCUCAUCAAUAAGGGAGCAAAGGUAGCUGUCACCAAGUAUGGCAGAAGCCCCCUGCACUUGGCCGCCCACAAAGGCCACACUGAGGUUGUGCGCAUCCUGCUCAAAGCCGGCUGUGACCUGGACAUCCAAGACGAUGGCGAGCAGACAGCGCUUCACCGGGCUGCUGUGGUGGGAAACAGCGACAUCAUCAGCUCCCUCAUCCAGGAAGGCUGUGCACUGGACCGACAGGACAAGGAUGGAAACACGGCUCUCCACGAGGUGUCGUGGCACGGAUUCAGUCAGUCGGUCAAACUGCUGGUAAAAGCCGGAGCCAACGCUCACGCCAAAAACAAGGCAGGAAACACCGCCCUCCACCUCGCGUGUCAGAACGGCCACGCUCAGAGCUCCAAGGUUCUGCUCCUGGGAGGCUCCAGACCCGACAACAAAAACCACGUGGGGGACUCGUGUCUCCACGUGGCCGCUCGUUACAACCACGUGCCAAUGAUCCGCAUCCUGCUGGGAGCCUUUUGCUCCGUGUCAGAGAAAAACCUGGCAGGAGAUACCCCGCUCCAUGUUGCAGCUGCUCUGAAUCAUAAGAAGAUGGUACGUCUGCUGCUGGAGGCCGGAGCAGACAGCCGCAUCUGCAACAACGCAGGUCAGACAGCUUUGGACCAGGCCAGAGAGCACAACAACCCAGAUGUGGCUCUCCUCCUCACCAAAGCGCCCCAGGUGCAGAGCUUUCUGCGUGGCCGGAGUGUGAGGAAGAGGAGGGACAAGCUGAAGGCAGAGGGCAGAGCUCAGUCAGUGCCCAGAGAUGAGAUGCUGCCAUGCAAGGACAGUGCGUCCGCUGCAGACGACACACAGAGCAGCGACCGAGCCGCCUGCAAGCACGCAGAGGUGAGCGAGUCAAACACCAGGCGGGCGAAGAACAGGAAGCAGAAAGAAAAGCCGUCGUUGUCCGACCCACUCCGGCGCAGAGAGACCCGGCUCAGUGAAAACCUUCACAAGAGGAAAGACAAACUGAGAGGAGCUGCAUGCAUCCCUCCUCACAACUACAAAGCCUAUCAGCUGUACACACUGUACCGCAACAAGGACGGGAAGAUCAUGCAGGCUCCUCUGAACGGCUGCCGCUGUGAACCUCUCAUCAAUAAACUGGAGAACCAGCUGGAGGCCACCAAGGAGGAGAUGAAGACCGAGAUCCACACGGUCCAGGACCUGAUGAACAGCAAGAUGGGCCAGCUGGACCGCAAGAACAAACACCAGAUCCGAGCUCUGGAUAAGAUGACGGUGGAGCGAGUGUCUGCAGAGAGGAGCGAGUGUCAGCAGAGAAUCGAGCAGCGAGCUGUGCAGGAGAGACAGGAAGCAGAGAAGAGACAGCAGGCGUCCCUGGUCAGCGAGCUGAAGGGCUGGUGUCUGUCCAAACUGCAGAACAUGGAGGUCCGCUUCACUGGAGACCCCAGCAAGCUGCGGCGCUCCUCCUCCGUGACUGAGGGCCUGAACCAAGCCGACGGAGCAGGCCUCACUGUGCUGCCUUCAGGGACCCAUUGCCUGGAGCUCCACGGCAGCCCCGGUCCCCACGACUCCAGCUGGGGGGAGGCCAGUGUGGCAGAAAGUGGAGCCAGCAACCACUACUUUGUGGUUCAUGUGGAGAGUUCUCCAGAUGUUCAUAAGGCUCAUGGUGCGGACGUCGCCUCUCCUGCAGCAGCCAACACCCCUCUGUCAUCGGUCCAGGUGGUUCGACCCAAAGAGCGGUCAGUGAUCUGUGCUGAGGCCCAGAAGAAGAACCAGGACCUGCAGGACGUGGACAUGGGGGAGUACCAAGCGAGGAGGGCCAGGAUUCAAAGAGCCAGCAGUCUGUCUCCGGCCACCGAGCGGCGCUGCAGCAGCAGGACUGAAGCCGGACUCAAAGACCGAGAGCGGGGGCGGGACAAAGGGAAGCAUCACAGGAAACACUCCCAGAGCAGGACUAAGUCCAGAGGGGCUGCAGGGGUCAGGACUCUGGAGGUCUUUGGAGACCAGAAGCCCACUGAGCCCUCUUUUGCUCAGGAGAGGGAGAACAUGCACGCUCUGGAGGUGACGCAGUACUUCUUCGAGGCAGUGUCGACGCAGAUGGAGCGCUGGUACGAGAGGAAGGUGCAGGAGGCUCGCUGGCAAGCCAAUCAGAGAGCGGAGGCCGACAGAGCCGCUCUGAUCGAGAGGAUCACGUACCUGGAGGACGAGCUGCGCAUGCUGAGGACUAACAGACAUGACGACUGCUGACACACGCACCUCAGACGUCUCUACAAGUGUCUAAACUUAAACAUUAGACUAAAUUGUGACGCCAACAGAUAAUACAGCCAAUAAGCAUUUUCCUAGGUUGCCUACUUUCUGCUGAUGUUGAGUUUGUGAUCCUGGAUGCUGUUUUAAUGUCACACCUUUAUGUUCAAGCAUGAAAAUCAUACAUUUGAGAUCAAUUUCCAAAGCUGGAAUACAUCAUCACAGCAAUAUAUCAGCAUUUGAACCUCCAAAAGUUCAAGUCAGGGGAACAAGUGGCCUCUUCAUGCCGUCCUGUUUUUUGCAGCAUGAAGUGACCACAUUGUGAGAGAGGGUAGGUAUGGGGAGGAUCCAAGGGUCAGCAAAGGCUAAGUUAUCAGUUAACUCUUUGCAAGGUGCAGCGAAAACUCGAGUUACUCAUUAAUCUGGAUGAUUAUUUCAGCAACCAAAGCCCAGGUUUAAAGCUCCUGUGAGGAGUUUUUAGUCGCUUAUUAGACAGACUGAUAUUAACAGAGAUGCCUUGCUAUAACCUACAAAAGCAAAUGAGACCAUCUGCAGCCAAACUGACCUUUUCUGUACUGUAAUUUUAAUGCCUGUAACUGCUGCAAAGGGGAGGAGUCAGACCGGUUGAUUGACAGCACGCUGAAGAAACAGCCUUUUGUAAUUUCCUACAGCAGAUAUUCACAGUUUGACUGAUUACAGAGAGGAAGUGUUGAAAGAAAAUACUCCCCCAGUGAAGGACUCACAGGUAUCACUUUGUCCACAGGGGGCGCCAUAUUCCACCCUGAUAGAAAACCCCUCACAGGGACUUUAAAGCUCCUGUGUGGAUUUUUUAACUUGUUGUAAAUGAGACUGAAUUAGUGUGACGUACUAAGGCAAACAAGACCAUCAGCAAACAGAGUCAGAAUCUCUACAUUAUCAUUUUUAAUUUCUGCACCUCCUGUGAGGGGGUAGGUGUCAGAUGAGGCGAUAUGUAGCACAGUGAAGGAAAGCCCUGCUGUUUUUAUCUUCCUUACAAAUAUGAAGAGUGAAACGUUUGACUGCUAAAACAAAAGUUUACACACACACAGGUGAGGAUCAGACAAAAAAGAAGGGUAUUACUCUGACCACAGGGGGCGCCAAAAUCAACACAAACUUAAUUCCUCACAGGAGCUUUAAAUAAAAUUGACUAGAAUAAAGCUUCAGGGUCAGGGUGGCAAAUAGUACCAAGGAUUGUUGAACAAGAUUUUUCAAGUCGCUGUUGUAGCGUUGUGUCAAACUAGGUGUAAGCUAGCCCCGCCCUGAAUCCUCCCCUGCUUCCUGGUCUCUUUGGCUCUUAAUGGGGGAUGACAUAACCAAGAAGACUUGAGACGAUGAAGUCAUCAGGAAAAAGUUCACUGAGGGGAUUAAUCAACUGAGAAGUAGAACUUAUUAAUAAGCUGACUUCUACCAGUAUUUACAAAAGGUAGAGGCGCCCCCUGCUGGUUAUUAAAGAGAAUGCAGGUUUAAGACAUCACAGUUGGUUGGCUUCACUUUCAGAGAUGAAUGCUACAACCACCUCUUACAUACAGUCAACAGCUCAAAAUAAUCCACCUUCAAAACUCCAUCCUGUCAUUUUAAUGUAAACACUGGACUGUUGUGAUGUAUGACGGAGGAUUAGUGCCACAUUAAGGUGGGGAAAAAAAGAGAGUAUGUAAAUAAAGUUGUGAUAAUACGAGGACAAAGUCAUAAUUUCAUGAGAAUAAGUCGUAAGAGAAAAAAGUUGAACAUUUAUGAGAUAAAAGGUCGUACUUUUACGAGAUUAAACUCUUGAAUUAAUAAGAGACAUUAUUCAGUUAUUUAUGAAACCUCUACUGAGGCAUGAUUUCACAAGAUGCUCCACCUUCCUCAUUUAGAGUCCCUUUAAAAUAACACACAGGUUAACCAGACACUAAAACUAUGAAUUUUUACUCAUAAAUUAACGACUUUAUCCUCAAAACCCUUUUUCUCCUCUAACGUGGCCCUGAUCCUCGUCACAGUAAUGUGUGCAGUGUCAUAGGAUUGAGGGCAGCUCCUGUGCACUGCGUUGUAAAUAUCAGUAGACAUAAAGCUAGAUUGAUCUAAUGUGCCAUGAAAUGUUAGACUCACUGCAUCACGUGAACGUUGAAGACUCUUUGGCGUCUUGAAUUAUCAUCGGGCAGAAAAGCUCAGAAGAAGAGUGAGGUGGUCUGAAUGGAGGACUGACAGUGUGAUAAGCUUUGUGUUUGUAUCUGCAUGCCGAGAUCAGACCUGUGACUCAAGAGGAACAACACUGCCUAUUUAUAACAGACUGAAUGAAGCUGUAUGCAACCCUCUGAAGGUUUGUUUGUUUUGUUGUUGUUUUUUAGUAAUGUGCUGUUUGUGGAGGUCAGAGUGUGCUGUACAAUUAUUUAAGACUCUUGUUUUGUCAUAGUUGGAUUCUGGAUCAAAAGUGAUGAACAAUCACCGUAAAAUCCAGAUUGUAAGUCAUACCAGUUUGUAAACUUCACCUGGUGUUGCUCCACCGCCCUCUGCUGGUCACUUUUUGUCUUAAACUUCAGUCUUUUCAAUCACACAAACACUCCACAGGUCUAUUCAGUGAACAGUAUCACACUGUUUUCUCUAAGUGCAUGAUUACGACCUCAUGGGGAAAAGUGGUUAAAAAGUGACGCCACCAGCCCAGUACGCAUCGCUAUGGUUCCUGCCACCUGGUUCUGCUGGGUAAAAUACGGUAUCAUAAUAAAUCCCCCUCUCUGUAUAAUAGACUGGAAUAAUGGUGGCACCAGUAAAUGGGACAGCUCACUUUUUAGAUGGAAGAAAAAAAGAAGUGCCUCUUAAACUCCAAACUUUACGGUAAUUGAAUUAUUUAAAACAAAAAACAUGCCUGCCACUUUUUAUUCCUCUCCUUCUUUAAAAUCUGCAUAAUCUGGUUGAUUCAUUGAAAGGCUGAAGAAUUGAAAACUAUCAUAGAACAGAAUCUGCUGAACUAAUGAUGGAAUUUAAAAAACAAACCUCUGGUUGUUUUUCUGUGUCACAUUUUGUUUCUUUGGCAUGAACAUGUUUCGUGGUUGUUUAAUUUAAAGGUUAAAGUGUACGUCAACUUCAAAUACACAAAGGUACACUGCUCUGAGUUUGUAUUGUUUCACACCAACCAGUCCUUCAGAGGCUUAAAGACUAAAGGAGACAUUAAAAUGUGUCUCUGAUGACAAUGAAUAAAUUAGAAUAAAUGAAAAUAUAUCCCUGAGACUAUUUUAAGUUUAAAAAGACAAAACUCUGGAGGGAAACUGUGAAAGAAAAUUGAAAAAAAAAAACAACAAAAAAGUUAAUGAAAUAUUCCUUUGGCACUCUCCAGCCUCCACAGAUUCAGAAAAGUAUGUCUCUAAAUCUCACCAAGCUGAACAUGAACCGACAUUUCUAAUGCAGGGGUUCCCAAAGUGUUGCAAGAUAUCUUCCAGAAGGUUUUAGUAAGUAAUCUAAAAUGACUUAUUUUACUAAUUAGUGUAAAAAUAUUAUGAAAAAUAGUCAUUCAAUUUGGAUUUAAACCUUCAAACACAUUUUUUUGUACAUUAAAUUUCAGCCUUUCUUUGUUGCUAGAGGACUCCUGAGGUUAGGGUCAGAGGAAAGGUUAGUUACAGUAAAUUUACUAAAAGCAUCAGUAGCAGCAGGUUCAUUCUCAGCAGCUCAGGAAACACAUCCACAAAGACCAGCUAGAUGAAGUAUGAAGUAACAUUUAAUCACUUUGAGGAACAGUGGGGUUUGCAAGUCUUUGGCAUCUUUAUUUUAGGGGUCAUGGAGUAAAAUGUUUGGGAACCCCUGAUUUAAUGGAGGAGGGUUAGUCUGCUCUCACACAUCCAUCAACAUCAAGUUUCUUAAGUCCUCACUGGUUUGGUGAGAUUUACAGCUGAUGGUAACACCCAUGUUUUUUGUUUACAGCCAUUUAACAUCGCCAAACCAACCGUCUGCUGACAGACAGAAAAAUGUGUCUUUUUUUAAGAUGACGCUUGUUGUCAUGUGUUUUUCUGGAGCAGUCUCAACAAGAGUUAACGCUCUUAGAUUUCAAAUGAGUGGUUUGAAAGAAAGGACAUCAGCAGCUUGUGUUAAUGAUUGUUUGUCCAAAGGCUAGAAGUCUGAGCAGUUUCCCUGAAGAUGGGCGGACGGGCUGUUUGUCUCAUUUGUUCCUUUUUGUUAAUAAAAGUGAAUUAAUGUAAUAUAUCAUAAGUGGCGCCCUCAUCAAAAUAAACUAACCCACACUGCAGGUUUGUGUCUGAAGUGUUCAUGAUCGAUCAAACGUCUUGUGUGAACUUGUUGCAUGAAGAAAGUUCAGAGUUGUGUUGCAGUAUUACUGUAUGUUUGCUGUAGUGAGCAUCAGUUCAGACAUGUGGAUUUAAAGUCAUCAGACUGCAGAGCAGAGGUGAUGCAGACCUGCGCUUUCAGACUCACCUGUGUGCAGGUUUGUGUUCACAGAGACGGCAGGAUUCUGAAAUGUAGCUCUGUUAAAUGAUGUUUGUGUAACUUGUACUACCUAACAAGGCGUCAGCUGGUUUUAGUCAUGUGUUAAUGUUUUGAUAAACCUGCAAGCUGCUCUUGAACGUGCACACGCUGACGUUUGAAGCUGUGUGUCUGUGGCUCUGCAGUGUGUCUGUUAGUUUUACAUUACUGUGGAUCUGAAUAAUGCACUCUGAAAACAUGUUUUGUAUUAAAAAUGAUCUUUCUACA
This is a messenger RNA of Notolabrus celidotus (New Zealand spotty), 7359 nucleotides long. It is a transcript of the gene ankrd6b, whose product is annotated as ankyrin repeat domain 6b. The transcript has 16 exons. Lineage: Eukaryota; Metazoa; Chordata; Actinopteri; Labriformes; Labridae. The record is from RefSeq and is a predicted model, not a curated record. Bases 346 to 2673 code for a protein of 775 amino acids. Gene Ontology annotation, molecular function: protein binding.